Bipolaris zeicola 26-R-13 is the source of this 1176-nucleotide messenger RNA. RefSeq lists its product as uncharacterized. Gene Ontology annotation, molecular function: 6-phosphogluconolactonase activity; protein binding. The record is from RefSeq and is a predicted model, not a curated record. Bases 1 to 1176 code for a protein of 391 amino acids. NCBI's taxonomy places the organism in Eukaryota, Fungi, Ascomycota, Dothideomycetes, Pleosporales, Pleosporaceae. The transcript is spliced from 2 exons.
AUGCUGUCUACCAACCCCCUUCUUCUGCCGCUCUUCGGCUCCGUUGCGAGCGCCGCCAACCUAUGGGCUAGCCAUUACUCGGGUACCCUCAACUACCUCACUUUUAGCGGAAACUCCUUGACUCUGAGCGGCUCAACACCUACCGGCAAUAAUUUGCCAAGCUGGCUUACAUACGACCAUGCGGGAAAGGCCAUCUACGUUGCAGACGAAAUCUUCACGGGUCAGAGCGGGGGAAAUCUCGUGUCCUUUGCUGUCGGCAACAACGGUACCUUGAGCUCGCAAAGAAAAGUCCCGACCCCUCAGGGCGUCGUCGCAACGACGCUCUAUGGUGGUUCUGACGGGCGAGGCUUUAUUGCCAAUGCUCACUACCAAACUUCCCAACUGACGACUUUCAAGCUGCCAUUGGACGGCCAGCAGCCACUGCAGACAAUCAAGUACGUUGGCAAGAGUGUCAACCCUUACCGACAGGAGGCUGCUCAUCCCCACCACGCCUUUGUGGACCCAACUGGAGAUUUCCUCAUUGUGCCGGAUCUUGGAUCCGAUCUCAUCCGUAUUCACAAGAUUGACAAGAAUUCGGGAAAGCUCACGGAAUGCACCCCUGCAAAGCCCGUUCCUGGAACCGGACCCCGCCACGGCGUCUUCUGGAAGCCCUCGGCGAAAUCCUCCCGAAUCCGACAAGCUGGAGCCAACACGGUUCUCUUCAUCGCCAAUGAGCUGUCCAACAGCAUCUCUGGAUGGGCUGUAUCCUACCCCUCUGGAGGAUGCCUGACUUUGACCCUCAAGCAAACAUUGACCCCAUACCAAGGCAACGCCACCGCCGUUACCGGUACCAAGGUUGGCGAGAUCCACGUCAAGGACCAAUACGUCUACAUUUCCAACCGAAACGACAAGAAGUUUAAUGGCCAAGACUCCAUUACUCAGUACACCAUUGACUCCACCGGAGGUCUUACGUGGACUGAUCUUACUUCGUCUCACGGCACUUAUCCCCGCACUUUUGACAUCAACAAGGCGGGCGACUUCGUGGCCAUUGGCGACCAGACCACUGCAAAUGUCGCUAUUGUUACCAGAGAUGUCAAGACUGGCAAGCUCGGCCAGAAAGUAGCUGACUUGAGGAUUGGUGCUGCCGGCAGACCUGAGAACGAGGACGGUCUGAGCGCUGUUGUAUGGGCCGAGUAG